CUGGGUUUACUACGAGGGAGAGAAGUCAUGGGUCAUAAAGGAGGUGCCUCUCUUCUUCUUCAUCAGUACUUGAUAUUUCUUUCAUUUCCUGUCAUCUUUCUUCCUCUCUUUGCUCAUUCUCAGUGCAACGGCCGGAACCCGGUUGUUUUAAACUUCGGUGAUUCAAACUCGGAUACCGGUGGAUUUGCUGUCGGACUGGGUCUCCCCAUCCGCCCACCCAAUGGCCGAACCUUCUUCCAUGGAUCCUCUAACCGAUUAAGCGACGGGCGGUUAGUGAUUGAUUUCCUUUGUGAAAGCUUGAAUAUGAGUUACUUGACCCCGUACCUGGAAUCAUUAGAGCCCAAUUUCAGAAAUGGUGCGAACUUUGCAAUAAGUGGCUCGUCAACUCUACCUAAAUUUGUUCCUUUUUCUCUGGACAUUCAAGUUCUGCAAUUCCUUCGGUUUCAAGCUCGCUCCCUCCAACUUCUAUCACAAGGUUCAAGAGGUUUGGUGGAUGAAGAGGGGUUCCGGAAUGCACUCUACACAUUGGACAUCGGACAGAAUGAUCUAGUCGCUUCAUUCACUUACCUCUCUUAUGCAGAAAUCAUCAAGAGGAUUCCUUCUUUUCUUGAGGAAAUUAAAAGUGCCAUUUGGAGUAUUUAUCUACAUGGUGGAAAGAAUUUUUGGAUACACAAUACGGGUCCCUUGGGAUGUUUGCCACAAAUGCUUUCCAUAACAAGCAGAAACGUCAGUGGCCUGGAUCCGUAUGGUUGCCUUCAGUCUCCUAACGAUGCUGCAAAAGUCUUUAAUGAAGGCUUAAGAGCUCUUUGUGAAGAACUGAGAUCCCAAAUGAAGAAUGCCACCAUUGUCUACGUAGAUAUUUAUUCCAUCAAGUACGAUCUCAUCGCCAAUUCCACCAAAUAUGGUUUUCAGCAUCCAUUGAUGGUUUGCUGUGGCUAUGGUGGGCCACCAUACAACUUCAACCCUAACGUGACAUGCGGUCAAACUGGCUACAACAUCUGUGAGGAAGGAUCAAAAUACAUAAGCUGGGAUGGCACACACUACACUGAAGCUGCAAAUGAAAUAGUUGCAUCCAAAAUACUCUCCGCCAAUUAUUCUAUACCUAACCUCAAAUUCGAUUACUUUUGUCACACCUCAUAAAUCAUCCACAUCAAUUGA
Molecule: messenger RNA, 1158 nt
Organism: Nelumbo nucifera (sacred lotus)
Lineage: Eukaryota; Viridiplantae; Streptophyta; Magnoliopsida; Proteales; Nelumbonaceae
Product: GDSL esterase/lipase At1g09390-like
Molecular function (GO): hydrolase activity, acting on ester bonds
Source: RefSeq, a predicted model, not a curated record